AUGCUUUCUUUGCAGGUUGCCAUAAAAGUUGUGAAUAAAAAGCUUCGCGGAAUGCGGUACAUUGUUGGAUUUUCUACAUAUGUGAUCCCAGAAGCACGUCAUAUGAUGCUCCUCAAGAGACCUCCGCUCUGCCCACACAUCAUAGAGCUGUACGAGUACGCCAUGGAGGGAAGGAAUAACUACCUGGUCAUGGAGUACUUGUCCUCGUACAUAUCCUUGGGGAAGUUCAUCAGGAAGAACAAUGGCCGCCUGAGUGAGAGUGUUGCACGGCAGCUGAUCAUGCAGAUCAUUAUUGCAGCACAACGCUGCAUUGAGCAUGGCAUACACCAUCAGGACAUGCAUAAAGAAAACAUCAUGGUUAAUCCAAAGACCCUGCAGCUCAAGCUGAUUGAUUUCGGCUACUGUUUUCAUGUUCCAUGUGACUACAGGAGAGACCCCACUCUGGGAGUAACGAGAUACCGUAAAAAGGAGAGGGAACCCUACAGAUACAUUCUUCAUGCUGUUAGUGAGAAUGUCGGCGAUGUUAGAAAACUGCUGUCAUAUAUGGUCAAUGGACAUCUCUAUUUCUCCAGAUAUAGACGUCCACGAUUUCACCCCAGUUUGUCAGCAGAAUGCCGGGAUCUGUUUCGGUGGUUAUACACUUACUUCCCUGAAAGAGGACCAGUUUUAGAGGAGAUUUUAGAGCACAAGUGGUUCAGCAUGAAGUAG
Danio aesculapii is the source of this 708-nucleotide messenger RNA. Its product is annotated as serine/threonine-protein kinase pim-2-like. Lineage: Eukaryota; Metazoa; Chordata; Actinopteri; Cypriniformes; Danionidae. The coding region runs from base 1 to 708 and encodes 235 amino acids. Gene Ontology annotation, cellular component: cytoplasm. The transcript has 4 exons. Gene Ontology annotation, biological process: regulation of mitotic cell cycle; negative regulation of apoptotic process; protein autophosphorylation. The record is from RefSeq and is a predicted model, not a curated record. Gene Ontology annotation, molecular function: protein serine/threonine kinase activity; ATP binding.